AUGUCUUUUCUACUCUUGACCGCUCUAUUGGCAACUUGCGUAUUGUUGGUCUUUAUUUAUUUUAAUCUUCAAAAAUCUACUACAACAACAACAACAGAUCAAAAACAAGCAACAACAAAGGAUCAGCCAUCCACCACUACUACUACAACUGCACCAAGUACAAGUACCGAAACAAAAAAGAAACAAAAAGGCUCUAGUGCAUCUCCUGCAACAGCAUCGGAACUUGAGGUGAUUGAUCAUGAGUUGUUAAUUGUCGAGGCUUCAACCAUCAAGGCACAGAAAAAAACUAAAAUUAUUGAUGACGAUGUCAUUGAUAUGAGUACAUCAAAGAAUUAUACUGCAAUUUUGAAAAAAUCAGUGAAAUCAGUGCGAGUGUUUCGAAAUGAAUUAUUAGUCAAGGACAAUAAGAAGUUUUAUGACAUUGAAAUUGGUAACAUCAAUGAUUAUGGUACUGCAAUAGCAUUAAAUCAGGAGGGAGAUAUGCUAGCUGUAGCAAUUGAUUAUGACAAUUAUGUAAAGAUUUUCAAACUCAACACCUCACUCACUACGUCGCACCAAAUUCAUGAAAAGCCUUAUUCUCUUCCUCCUGAAAAGAAGAUGAUCAAGUCAUUAAGGUUCUCUCCAAACGGAAAAUAUUUGGUUGCUCAAUUAUAUGGUUGUGAUGAUAUCUCAAUUUAUAAUGUGAAAAAUCAAAAUGCAGAGCGUGAAACUAUUAAGAGUGGCCAACUUCAAAAUUAUAUGUUUUGUUUGACGGACUCGUACUUGAGUGUCGCAGGUUUCUCUUCCACUUUGAAAGUUUUUAAAACCUACUUUGAAUCCACAACUGAAGUGGAUAUUGAUGAUUCCAAGAAGAGCAAGAAAAAGAAGGAAAUUGUACACAUAUCGAAGGGAAAUACCUCAACAGUGGUUAAACAUAGAGAGUUGAUGGGUUGUAAGAGCAGUGUUUCGUUUGUUGAUAUUUUCAAUGACAAGGCAAUUGUCACAACGACGAAAGAUGAGAUAGUUCGGCUUUUUGACCUUGAAGAGCCUGAACGUUAUGUCAUUGCUGAAGCAGAUAUUAAGGUAUUGACUAAUGGUGUUGUUUCUAACUUCUCUCAAGUAUUCAUGUGUUCUGAAUCAACAUUUUGUGGCAUUGGCUUGAACAGCGAAAUUGUUUUCUUUGAAAGAGACGGCAAAUCUUUCAAGCUCAAACAAACGAUUGACAAACCUGUGCAAUCUGGAGCUUCCAUUCUUGUUGCUCAACUCAAUCCAAAGAGAAAAGUGUUGAUCACCUCUUCGAGCGACGCAUUUAUUAGGCUUUGGAAGGUACCAUCUCAAUAA
This is a messenger RNA of Naegleria lovaniensis, 1320 nucleotides long. RefSeq lists its product as uncharacterized. Gene Ontology annotation, biological process: endoplasmic reticulum unfolded protein response. Gene Ontology annotation, cellular component: endoplasmic reticulum. The record is from RefSeq and is a predicted model, not a curated record. NCBI's taxonomy places the organism in Eukaryota, Heterolobosea, Eutetramitea, Acrasida, Naegleriidae. Gene Ontology annotation, molecular function: protein binding. The transcript has a single exon. Bases 1 to 1320 code for a protein of 439 amino acids.